Molecule: messenger RNA, 1445 nt
Organism: Rhagoletis pomonella (apple maggot)
Lineage: Eukaryota; Metazoa; Arthropoda; Insecta; Diptera; Tephritidae
Exons: 2
Coding region: 505-1260 (251 amino acids)
Source: RefSeq, a predicted model, not a curated record
UAUCCUCGAUUUUUAAGUAACACGAUCCAUGUUAAAUUCACAUGAAACAGUUGUACACACGAAACAACAACAAUUUUUCCAUUUUAACAUGAUAUUUUUAACAGGAAAAAAGUGUUAAGAGUAACAUGAAGUAUUUUUGGUUAAUUUACCAAGAUAUAGUGUUAAAUUUACAUGUGAAUAGUGUUAAAAAUAUAUGGCAACGUGAUUCCUGUUUGUUGCAACCUGAGUUAUUGUAAAAUUUACAUGAGGGUUUUUUUAAAUAAUGUUGAUUCAAACACAUAAAGUGUUAAAUUUACAUUUAGUUGAUGUUAAAAAGGUCUGGCAACAUGAUUUCUGUUUGUUUUGACAUGAGCUAUUGUGAAUUUUACAGGGUAUGUGGUUAGAGAACAUAAAAGUACCGUAAUAUUUUAUUUGCGUGCGCGUUCUUCGUCAUUCGGUUGCAUUUUUAUUUGGUGUAUUAUUUGUGAAAGAUUAUUAAAAAAAGCUAUUUAAAUAUUAAGAAGAAUGGGUACAGAAAAUGUCUUUGGGGAAUCGGCGGGCAUAUAUUUCGUUGUUGAUGGUGAUUUAACCAUGGGGAAUGAAGUUGAGACUUCACUGCAGCAAAGCCAAGCCACUGAAGCUUCACGUGAAAAAGAAAAUUUGAAAGACGUCGUAUGUGGUAAAAUGAACUUCAGUGAAGAAGUUUAUCAAAGAAUUCUCGGUAAGUUCUUUGAGAAUCUGCGAGGAACCAUAUGCAUAUUUAUGUUAUUGACAGAUUGCGGAAUGGAUGUAGAAAGUCUGUAUUUCAUCAACGAUGGGGACAUAAAUGAACUUUUCCCUGCAUCAAUGCUCGGAACGAGAGUAAAGUUUAAAGAAAGAGUUGCACGUUGGCGACAGAAUGAAGCUGAUACCAUUUCGUCAAUAGGAUCAUGCAAGAGUUGGAUAAAUUCUAGCCAAGAGUCUCACGACUCGAUAAGAGACAUGGAAGCAAAGAAUUUAAAGUUAAUACUUAAUGCCACUGAAAGAGGUCAAAGCAUCUUUAAACAAUAUAGAGAAAAGACCGUGCUGUCAGAUGUUAGUCGUGACAUUUUGGUAAAUACCAUUGUUGACCACUUCUCAGCGCGAUCAGUGCCUAUGACAAUGAAAGAUAUCAUCACCUUUUCUGAGCAAAUAACUAUUUUAUUUCCCAACGAAGACAUGGUAUGUAUGCAUUUUCAUAUUCACUUGCUAUCAAAAUUUGUAAAUACAUAUGUAAAGGAGGAUCAAGUUUCAAGCGGAUAAAAAAUAGCACUGAUUUUUAAUAAUUUUUUAGCUGACAGAUUUUUGCCCUUUUUUCCUUAUAAGCAUGAAUUUCUUACGAAAUAAAAAGUGGAAGAAAGUUCGAAACUCUGAUUUAUAUGGUUUUGGCUAAAGCUUGGAUACAAUUUUUAUAGAAAAAUAACAGAAUAAAUUUAGCUUGAAAAACG